Molecule: messenger RNA, 606 nt
Organism: Exophiala aquamarina CBS 119918
Lineage: Eukaryota; Fungi; Ascomycota; Eurotiomycetes; Chaetothyriales; Herpotrichiellaceae
Product: RP/EB family microtubule-associated protein
Exons: 2
Coding region: 1-606 (201 amino acids)
Biological process (GO): spindle assembly; regulation of microtubule polymerization or depolymerization; protein localization to microtubule plus-end
Cellular component (GO): cytoplasmic microtubule; microtubule organizing center; microtubule plus-end
Molecular function (GO): microtubule plus-end binding
Source: RefSeq, a predicted model, not a curated record
AUGGCCCGAGUCAAGUUCAAUGUAAACACAGAAUAUGCUUAUAUUCAGAAUUUCAAGAUACUACAAAACUGCUUCACAAAGCAUUCUAUUGAUCGAACCGUGCCAGUUGAAUCCCUCGUCAAAUGCAAAAUGCAAGAUAACCUGGAAUUCUUACAGUGGUCAAAGAGAUUCUGGGAUCAAUAUUUCCCUGGACAUGAGUAUGACGCUGUAGCCCGACGGAAAGCAGUGGGUGCUGCUGCCCCUGCUGCCCCCCCUGCCGGCGCUCGCACAAGCACUGGCGCGAGCACAACGCGGAGAACGGCCCCUACUCCGGUCAGCCGACCUGGUGCUCGAGGCGUCACUUCCGGUGCGAGUAGCUCAGCAUUGAAGCAAGAGAAUGAUCAGCUCAAGGAGGCUAUCGCCGGUCUCGAAAAGGAACGAGACUUCUACUUCGCCAAGCUACGGGAUAUCGAGUUACUGCUCCAGACCGCCAUCGAACAGGACCCUUCCAUUGAGACAGAUGAAAAUGGGUUGGUCAAAAACAUUCAGGCUAUCUUGUACAGCACAGAAGAAGGUUUUGAAAUUCCUGAUCAGGAUGGAACUGGAGAGGAGCCAGAGACAUUCUAG